GGCCGCCAUCAUGGCGGAGCCCCCGCCCGCCGCCGCUUCAGCCGCCUCAGCGCCGCCGCCUGAGGGACCGGAGGAGAAGGAGGAGCUUUCCCCCGGCGGAGCCCGCCCGGCGGCCGAAGGUACGGUGUCAGAAUCUGACCCUGGAGAGAAAAAACCAGAUUCUGAGCCAUUCCUAACACCACCUGCUGUAACUGCUGGGAGCAAGAAGAAUGUUACUUCUCGUGAGACGACCGGAGCAGCCGGGAUGAAGAGAUCCCAGGAAAGUCCCAGGCUCAGGAAGAGCCCCCGUGGUCCCAGCCCCAAGAGGAUGUCUCCCUGGAGGAGCAGUCCCAGGAACGACCAGGCAAUGACUUCCUUUAGCUUGUCCCCGAGACUUCUUGGCACCACUCCUCGAGCCAAGCGUCGCUCUUGGUGUCGCUCGAGCCUGAAGGGGAUAAAACGCCGAAAAUCUCUGCCUCCUGUUCACCAAGAUGUCACGGGUACAUUCUCCCUUUAUCAAUCUUUCUUUCAAGAAACUGGCCGGGCAGCAGCCUGCAGCAAAUUGAAAUUUAAUUUCAUGGCACGACUUUUAGGGUGGUUACAGCGUAAUUGUGUUAUUCUUGCCCAGUAACCACCGUUGUCUGUGUUGGCCGUGGUCCUGGAG
Calidris pugnax (ruff) is the source of this 643-nucleotide messenger RNA. Its product is annotated as serine/arginine repetitive matrix protein 1-like. NCBI's taxonomy places the organism in Eukaryota, Metazoa, Chordata, Aves, Charadriiformes, Scolopacidae. Bases 11 to 610 code for a protein of 199 amino acids. The record is from RefSeq and is a predicted model, not a curated record. The transcript is spliced from 3 exons.